Plasmodium relictum is the source of this 624-nucleotide messenger RNA. RefSeq names its product conserved Plasmodium protein, unknown function. The record is from RefSeq and is a predicted model, not a curated record. NCBI's taxonomy places the organism in Eukaryota, Apicomplexa, Aconoidasida, Haemosporida, Plasmodiidae. The transcript is spliced from 7 exons. The coding region runs from base 1 to 624 and encodes 207 amino acids.
AUGUCUUACAACAAGACUUAUGGGGGGCAAUUUAUGGGACUUAGUCCCAUUGCAAAUGAAAAUGUUCAAAAAAAAGUAAUCAACAAAAAAGUAGAAAAAAAAGAAAAUAAAGUUGCUGAAAAAGUAAUUUUCUCAUUAUCAGAUUUAAGAGGAAUAAAUGUACCUGAAUUGCAAAAUGGUGAAAUUUUUUUUUUUUGUACGGUUAUAUUUGAUAAUGAUGAUGUAAAAUUGUCCAUGGAAAAGUCAAAUCACAAUUCAUCAUUGGUUAUAGGAAAAUAUUUACUCUCAUCUUAUUGUCUUACUUUUAGCGAAGAAAUUGUUUUAUAUAUCCCAAAAGAAUCUAAUUUUGCGAGAUGCUAUGUAUCUUGUAUUACAGUUACAGAAUCCGAUGGAAAAAGAAAUAUCAAACUUGAAGGAAUAGGAUAUACAGAUCCGUUCCCAAUUAAGGAAUGCAAAGUAUAUGCUUAUGCAAACUGCAAGCUAAACACAGCAGUUGGAGCAACGGAAACACAAGGAACUUUAAAAAUGUGUGUUAAAUGCGUUGAAAGUACUCAUCCUUCUUUAGUUAAACCAUCAAAGCCAUACAAUGCUAUUGAGGAAAUAAAACAAAGAUAUGAAAAUUAA